Messenger RNA from Nicotiana attenuata, 1110 nucleotides. Its product is annotated as maf-like protein DDB_G0281937. Gene Ontology annotation, molecular function: nucleoside triphosphate diphosphatase activity. The transcript is spliced from 10 exons. The record is from RefSeq and is a predicted model, not a curated record. Bases 123 to 818 code for a protein of 231 amino acids. Lineage: Eukaryota; Viridiplantae; Streptophyta; Magnoliopsida; Solanales; Solanaceae.
CGUAAACGGGUUAGGGCAAUUGACUGUACUAUAACGGCUUCAAUACCCGUUUCCAACAGUUCACUUCAUUCAUAAAUUUCCCUCCAAUCGGACCUUCGCUAGUCGUUCAGUCUCCGGCGAAAAUGGAAGCCAAUGUUCCCCAGUUUAAGCUAAUUUUGGGUUCAUCCUCUACUGCACGUAGAAAAAUUUUGGCCGACAUGGGAUACCAGUUCACAACCAUGUCUGCAGAUAUAGAUGAGAAAGCUAUCCGGAAAGAAAAGCCCGAAGAUUUAGUUAUGGCUCUUGCAGAGGCCAAGGCUGAUGCUAUCAUAUCAAAAUUUCGAAAUACUGAAAACCUAGAGAAGGAUUCCAAUCCAACACUUUUGGUUGCAGCUGACACAGCAGAAGCCAUCAUACCAAGGGUUUCCAUUGGUGAAUCCGAAGGGGAUGCCGAGCCAACACUUCUAAUUACCUGUGACCAAGUGGUGGUCUAUGAAGGUAUGGUCAGGGAAAAACCAUCCAGUGAAGCAGAAGCACGACAGUUCAUGAAAGAUUACGCUAAUGGACAUGCAGCAACCGUUAGUUCUGUUCUUGUUACAAACCUGGUAACAGGAUGCAGAAGAGGAGAAUGGGACAAAGUAGAGAUCUAUUUCCAUGACAUACCAGAUCAAGUUAUAGAUAAGCUGAUUGAGGAAGGGAUAGUUCUUUAUGCAGCUGGUGGCUUGAUAAUUGAACAUCCUCUUAUUUUGCCUUGUAUUAAGGAAGUGGUUGGUUCAACUGAUAGCGUGAUGGGUCUCCCAAAAGCUCUCACUGAACGACUUAUAAAGGAGGUUCUCUAAUAUGACUUGAAUUUUUCUGGGCGUGGUCCUACCUCAUUAGUCGACCCUAACUUGUUUACGACUAAGAUAUAGUCGUUUUCCGUUGGUCCGACCUCAUUCCUAUUUAUGACAUAGUGACAUCAUGAAUUUGAGUUCUAUGUCAGUGAUCUCUAAGAUGUAAUCCAAAUGUUUACUCAAAGAUCAUAAAUGAUAUUUCAUGUACUAGAUGUGUCCUAUGCUUAUCAGCUAGUAAUGGGCAUCUAAUGACUUUUAUUUUGUUGUACUUUAAGAUAUCCUCUCAGUUUACAUCUCA